AAAAAAAAUGGAUUAAUGGAUGGAAAAAAUAAACAAAUAGAGAUAUAACAUAGGUCCUUGGUUUUUAGAACAUUGCACCUUGUAUCUGCUAAUUUUUCACUUUAAAUGUAGAAUAAUGCAAUUUAAUCACUAUCUACAAUGGCUCUAGCAAGAAAUCUUUGGCUGUCAAGUCGCAAAAUCGCCAGAAAAUCUACAUUUUGUCAAUGCUUUUCAACAAAAUCCAAAGAAGAAACUGUAUGUAAAAGGGCUGUGAACGAGGCUGAAAAAAUUGUUGGAUAUCCUACGUCGUUUUUAAGUCUGAGAUGGUUAUUGAAUGAUGAAAUUGCUAAUGUGGCUCAUCAUAUUAGAAAAUUAAUUGGGACCAACCAUCCUUUAUUAAUCACCGCCAGAGACUUAAUUCUUGGUGGAAAAACACCAACAUGGGGCCUAAUUGUUUUAUUAGUAUCUAAAGCCGGAGGUCUCGGUAAAGCAUUCUCUGACAGUGAUAAAGAUGUUACUGCAGGCAUUUUACACAGCCAAAGAGUAUUAGCAGAAGUAACAGAGAUGAUACGAACGAGCAACAUACUUCAUAAUAGUAUUUUAAAUAUUUAUACUAAAGAUCUAGAAGAAUAUUCAGAUUUGAAUUUUGGCAAUACACUUAGUUUGUUAUCGGGGGACUUUUUACUGAGUAAUAGUUUCAAGGAGUUAGCCGGUUUGAAAAAUCAAGAGGUGAAUGAGCUAGUUUCAAUGUGUCUGAGAGAUUUAGUUGAAGCUGAAUUUAUAGAGCCAAGGGACAAACAAAACAGACCUUUACCAGCAAAACCCUUAGAAAUAUUGACUAAUAUAGAAGUCCCAAAUGAAUUUGGUUCAAGUCCACUCAAAGUCGCUGAAGUACUUGGUAAUGCAAAAGCCGAAUGGACUUUAAGACACUUUUUAAGCAAUGCAAGUUUGCUAGCAAAAUGUUGUCAGGCCACAUUAAAACUAGCCAAUCACAAUGAAGAUUUUCAGAAACUAGGAUAUUUAUUUGGGAGAAAUAUGGCUUUAGCUUGGCAUGCACAUUUUGAUCUGGAAAUAUUUAGACAAGCUCAAAAAGGCCCAUUUAGUUUAAUUUCGGCCCCAGUGAUGUUUCAUUUACAACAAAAUCCAGAUUUUUAUUCUGAAAUUUUGAAAGGUUCCGAAGAUGUUCAUAAUUGUGAUUUUGAUAAAAUUCAAAAGAUUGUCAGCGAAGGGCCAGGUCUACAAAUGACAGAAGAGCUAAAGCAAGAAUUUGUCGGUAAAAGUAUCAAGGUACUUGAUGGAUUUAAAGAGAGUGAGGCUAAGCAGGCAUUGAGUAAUAUAGUGAAUGUUUUAUGAAUUAUAUAAUUUAUUCAUGUAGAGUAAUGUUGUUUUUUCCUCAUAUGGUGAGCUGUGAUCAAUUAAUAAUAAAUUUAUUAAAUUGUUGUUUUCAAUAAAACUUGAAUAUUAAAAAAAAAUCACAAAUCCAUUGCAAGCGUAUCACCAAUAAAUUAGGUGUUAUCGCAUCUCUUACUUUAGUCCUCUGUCUUAUUUUAAAUUUAUUUAUUUUAUUUAUUUAGAGAUACACUUUCCAAACACCCCUCUUGGAGUAAUUAUUUAAAUAAAAAUUUG
Messenger RNA from Ceutorhynchus assimilis (cabbage seed weevil), 1605 nucleotides. Lineage: Eukaryota; Metazoa; Arthropoda; Insecta; Coleoptera; Curculionidae. The record is from the annotation of a GenBank genome assembly.